UCUCUGGCAGCGAACAACAAUCCUCAGCUUCGCUUACCAGGGUUAUUACUGGCCGAGGCUGCCGCCUGCAAAAGAGGCUUUGGCAGCCCCCUCGUGUCCUUCUUCGAAAAGGGCAGCUGGCUCGUCCCGGAGGACACUGCAGAGAGGGAGAGCGUGGGCAAAGCGGCUGCGAGCGCCCCGGGCGGGAAGAAACCUCUUGCUCUUUGCUUUCCUGAAGCGAACUUGCCUUCGGCAUCAUGCAUAGCCAAGGGACGCCGAGGCAGAACGAGGAUUAAGGCGGGAAAAGAGGCGCGGUGGAGUGGCUGGGCAGGGCGGGGCGGCGCUGGGAGCUCAUCCUUCUCCUAACGGGAGCGCCCCAGGCAAGGGGCAUCGCCGCGCCGACCGAAAGAAGCUCCUCGCCGGGAUCCUGUGCAGGUUAGAAGCCGAGCGCCAUGGAAGGGAGCCCGAUCCCGGUGCUGACCAUGCAAACGGUCCCGUACGAGGACCAGAAGCCGACGGGCGGCGGCGGGCUCAGGAGGCCCACCGCGGUCUUCGAGGGCCAGCGCAAUUACUUGCCCAACUUCAUCCAGAGCCUGCUCUCCUCCAUCGACCUGCGCGACCGCCAGGGCUGCACCAUGGUGGUGGGCAGCGACGGCAGGUACUUCAGCAGGACGGCCACCGAGGUGGUGGUGCAGAUGGCGGCAGCUAACGGGAUUGGAAGAUUGAUUAUUGGGCAGAAUGGCAUUUUAUCCACUCCUGCUGUGUCCUGCAUUAUCAGAAAGGUCAAAGCUGCUGGCGGGAUUAUUCUCACAGCUAGUCACUGUCCUGGAGGACCUGGAGGAGAAUUUGGAGUAAAGUUUAACAUUGCCAAUGGAGGUCCAGCUCCAGAUGUUGUUUCUGAUAAAAUUUAUCAGAUCAGCAAAACCCUUGAAGAAUAUGCCAUUUGCCCUGAUUUGAGAAUUGAUUUGUCUCGGUUGGGAAGACAGGAGUUUGAUCUGGAGAAUAAAUUCAAGCCUUUCCGGGUUGAGAUAGUGGACUCUGUGGAGGUUUACCUUAAUCUUCUGAGGACCAUCUUUGAUUUCAGUUCUAUUAGAGGCUUGCUAACAGGGCCAAAUCAACUUAAGAUCAGAAUUGAUGCCAUGAACGGAGUGAUGGGUCCCUAUGUCCGGAGAAUCCUGUGUGAGGAAUUGGGAGCUCCUGCUAAUUCUGCAGUUGAUUGUGUCCCUCUGGAAGAUUUUGGUGGCCAGUACCCUGAUCCAAACUUAACAUAUGCCACUUCCUUGUUGGAAGCAAUGAAAGGAGGAGAGUAUGGAUUUGGAGCUGCAUUUGAUGCUGAUGGGGAUCGUUACAUGAUUCUGGGUCAAAAUGGAUUUUUUGUUAACCCUUCUGAUUCCCUGGCCAUUAUUGCAGCAAAUCUCCAUUGCAUUCCAUAUUUUCAUCAAAUGGCUGUGAGAGGGUUUGGUAGGAGUAUGCCUACCAGCACUGCCUUGGACAGGGUUGCAAAAUCAAUGAAAGUACCUGUAUAUGAAACACCGGCAGGUUGGAGGUUCUUCUCAAAUCUGAUGGAUUCUGGUCGAUGCUCUCUCUGUGGAGAAGAAAGUUUUGGCACUGGAUCUGACCACAUCCGAGAGAAAGAUGGACUUUGGGCUGUUUUAAUUUGGCUCUCAAUUAUGGCAGCUCGAAAGCAGGGCGUGGAGGAAAUUGUUAGAGAUCACUGGACAAAAUUUGGCCGUCACUAUUAUUGCAGAUUUGAUUAUGAAGCACUGGAUCCUAGAAUGGCAUACUACAUAAUGAGAGACCUGGAAGCCUUGAUCACUGACAAAUCUUUCACUAAUCAACAGUUUGCUGUUGGAAGCCAUGUUUACACUGUGCAGAAAGCAACUAACUUUGAAUAUGUGGAUCCCGUAGAUGGCACUGUGACCAAAAGACAGGGGUUGAGGAUUAUAUUCACUGAUGCUUCCAGACUCAUCUUUAGAUUAAGUGCUUCAAGCCAUGUGCAAGCCACCCUUAGAAUCUAUGCGGAGAGCUAUGAAAAAGAUCCCAGCAAACAUGAGAGGGAGCCACAGGCGGUUUUGAGUCCACUCAUCGCCAUUGCACUGAAAUAUCUCAGAUUCAUGAGGAGGACAGGUCGUAAGGGUCCUACUGUCAUCACCUGAAGGAUAAUUGCUGACUCAGGGCCAAACCCGGGAGGACAAGGAAGAAUGAAGACAUUGCUCAAAUACACCAGUUCUUUGUGCCUUAUUUUAGUUUAAGGGCUUGGGGUCAGUUGGGAGGGAAGUGAAUGGACAAAAUUUAUUUUGAGUUUCCUUAUUAAGAAAAAUGUGCACUUGUCUCUUAUAGCUUCAGCAUCUUCUUGUGAUGCAGAUAAGCAAAACCAGGGCUUUCUCUGAAUAAUACCAAGAUUUAUUUAUAAGAGAUUUUUUUAAAAAGAUUCCUGUGUUUUGCAUUUGCAAGGCAAAAAUAGGCUACAUGUUUUCUUAGGCUAGAGCUGGCUGCAAAACAUAGAUUUUUGAUGAUAGUGUUUUAUGACUCUCUCAUCAUAAUUUAAAAAGAAAGCACUCUUACGAUAGUCAAGAACAUUUUUAAGAGUCCAAAACCAAUUUAUUAUUCUUUUUUUGCCUUAUUUUCUAAAUCCAUCUGGGAGUUAUGAUGGAUUGAUUUUGAAUUAAAAUGUAAUAGAUCUCUUAUUUUAGAUAGUUGAAGUCCCAGAGGGUGGAACAACCUAGAACAGGGGUGUCAAACUUGCAGUCCACAGGCCGGAUAUGUCACGCGCAGGUCACGUCCACCUCAGCUCUGUGAAUGGGAAAAAUGUCACGUGACGGCAACAUGACGCUGCAAGUUUGACAUCCGUGAACUAGAAUAUCAGUUACUUUGUCCUUUCUUUGGGCUGUUAGAAAGCAUUUGUGUAAUACAAUGAACCACAAACUAGGCAAUCACAUUUUAGCCUAGUGACUUUGUGACACUUGUCUGUGUGGUUAAUUCAGUGAUUUCUACAAAUUUGGAUUUAUUAAGUAAACUAUGAGUUAAUGAUGAGUAGGUUCAUGUUGUGUGACCAUUGCCAUUGAAUCCAGUGCAGCUCACCAGCAGAAUCUGCAGGUGGGGCUAUUUUAAUCAAUGAGGUUACAAAUAUGUAGCCCAGCAGGUAUAUUUGGAAUUAGGUCCCCCUGAGUGCCAAAAAAAAAUGUAAAUGUUAAAUAUGCCUAAUUCUGCAGCUUUAUCCUGAAAUUUUAGUUAGCUGAUUAUCUUUUUCAAAGCAUAUUGGCAACUGCCACUCCUAAUUUCUCAGCUCAAGUUUUAAGACUAAUGACUACAUUUGUAUGCACCAGCUGUUACAUUUAUCACACUUUAUGUAACUAAAUCCUACAUAUUUAAAUGGAAAAACAAAAAGUUACCUUGCAGCAAUCUGUUUGGCAAACAGCUUUCAUGUUUUGUUCAUGUCUCCUGUUACUCAUAAAUACCAUCACCAGCAUAACUGGUUUGUGUGUGGUCUCUCUGCUUGUAUCUUAAAAAUGGGAGUGUUUUUCUAUUUAUUUCCUCAACCACCUUCUAUUCAGAUUCAGCUCUAUGCAGCUUCAGUUUAAGGAAAAUACCUUUUUGCUGUUAGAUUUGUAUUUUGUAUUUAUCUCCUGCUGUGGGGCUCUCUUGACAAUGAUCUCUCUCCUUUUGUUUUUUUAGAAGUAAAUUUAUUUCCCUCUCACUCUCCUGUGCAUGUUCACUACCACUCUCUCAUACAUAAACACUUUAAUUAAAAUUAAUUUAAUUCAAAAUCUUUUAAAAAUAGCUUUCAAGAUACAUUUAAGUUCCACUUUUGAAAAGGGCUAAUAAUCAUAGUAGAAUUGUAACUUUUAUACAGAUGAUCAGCUGAUUUUUAAAAAGAAACACCAAACACUAGAGACAGUGGAAGAGGCAGUAAAAAAGCAAAAAAGGAAGCCAUUCCUCUCCCACCCAGUACCCAGAUAAGCAGGCAUUAACAUCAGACAAACAAUCCAGCAGAAAACAAUAUCCUAAUCAAGUAAAUACCAAGCAGAAAACCACAUCCCCACCAGAGGUGGGUUGUUCCCGGUUCGGGCUACAUUGGGAGAAUCGGUAGUAGCGGCGACGGGAGGCUCUGCCCACCCACCUGGACACUUCUGCGCAGAAACAUUGCACGCGAGUGUGCCCAAACCGAUAGUAAAAAAAUUGGCAACCCACCACUGAUCCCCACCAACCCUUGCUGGGCAAGUUACUAUAUGAACAGGCAGAAAACCCACUCACUAAUGAUGAUGGUGAUGAUAAUGUUAUCUAUUUGGCUAAUGAAAUGUCUGCAAGCAGAGAUGACCAAGAACUCCACAAAUGUAUGAAUUUGGAUAAGGUGAAGGGAAUGGGUCUAUGUGGUGUGUUUCAUUGUCAUGCACUGAUUAUAAUAAUUCAAAAGUUGGAAAAGUUUUUGGUUACUGCAAAUGUGUGAUACAUUUAGUGACAUAGGUGACAUAAUCUGUCUUUUAAGGACUGUAUGCCUUACAUACCAUAGUUGGGGAUCCAUAGUGGUUUAAUUCUUUUGUUUGAGAAUAUGACUCGACAACUAGGAUUCUGCUACUCAAUCCAUCCUCCCAUAACAUCAAAUAUUUAAAUGUUGUGCUAUGUUGGAAGUUUAAGAUUCUUGCUUCUAUAUACUUCUUAUCAAUAUAUCUGAAACAUUACAUCACAAACAAUUUUUAAAGAACCAUUCCUCCUUUACAGCAGAUGAUUUCCUCAACUUUGAAAAUAGUAUUUUGGAUCUUUUCAAGCUAAAGCAGAAGAAAAUCUGGGUUGUUGUUGUUUUUUAAAUCUAAAACAAGGGUGCCCAA
Molecule: messenger RNA, 4805 nt
Organism: Thamnophis elegans (Western terrestrial garter snake)
Lineage: Eukaryota; Metazoa; Chordata; Lepidosauria; Squamata; Natricidae
Gene: PGM5
Product: phosphoglucomutase 5
Exons: 11
Coding region: 432-2135 (567 amino acids)
Biological process (GO): myofibril assembly; carbohydrate metabolic process; striated muscle tissue development
Cellular component (GO): adherens junction; cytosol; sarcolemma
Molecular function (GO): phosphoglucomutase activity; magnesium ion binding
Source: RefSeq, a predicted model, not a curated record